Molecule: messenger RNA, 2737 nt
Organism: Oryzias melastigma (Indian medaka)
Lineage: Eukaryota; Metazoa; Chordata; Actinopteri; Beloniformes; Adrianichthyidae
Gene: fbxl18
Product: F-box and leucine-rich repeat protein 18
Exons: 7
Coding region: 146-2338 (730 amino acids)
Biological process (GO): SCF-dependent proteasomal ubiquitin-dependent protein catabolic process
Molecular function (GO): protein binding
Source: RefSeq, a predicted model, not a curated record
CCGUUCUUAAAGGAGUUCCGCCGUGUGCAGCAGCAUUUCUGUCCGUGUAUGUACAAUUCAGGGAGCUUAUAGCUCGCCUUUAGAGCUGGCUUUAUGAACAUAAAAACAAAUUGAGUAUGAUUAUCUAUUAGAAUUUUUUCCAGCAAUGAGCGGCGCUGUGUGUGGAACUAUAGAGGACAUGAAUACACAAAUUGUCCAGGCUGUGCGUGUGGAAGACACGAUGUCCUCCACAUAUGCAGGAAUGUCCGACUUGUCCGAUGAGAUCCUGCUGUGCAUCCUGCGUCAUGUUCCGGUGUGCGACUUGCUGGCGAACGUGGCGAACGUCUGCCAUAAGUUACACACGCUGUGCCAUGACAAGUCCCUGCUCACAAAAGUUAGAUUGUCCGAAGAAUAUCUGGCUGAUGAUCUCUUGGUUCGCGUCAUACUAAAGCAGCUCGCCAACCGAGUGCAGUGCCUCAGCCUUAACGGCUGCUAUUGGCUUUCUGGUUCCACCAUGGAGUACCUGUCUCGCUGCCGAGGAGUGACGCAUCUGGACGUCACCGGCUGCCGCCUCACCUCCCUUUGCCUGUCUCGUCUCCUCUCCUCGCUGUCUCUGCUCAAGUCGCUGGCCUUUGACGUGAGGCCGUGCUUCAACUCCGCUCUGCUCAGCUCUGAGGCGGUGGACUCUCUCAGUCGCCUCACUGAGCUCAGGCAGACCCUCUUCACGCCGAGUUACGGAGUGGUGCCCUGUUGUGCUCAGCUUCGCAAGCUGAUGCUGCAGUUCGAUAUCCCCGAUGUGACCAGAGAGGGAGUGGGCGUGAGCUGUCAGCUGAUGGUUGGUCAGAGCAGCGUGCCUCACUACGAACAGCUGGAGGAGUUCACUGCCCGGCUGGCUCCAGGAGAAGUGAACCAGACUUUGCUGCUCCUCUACCUGGCGGUGUUCAGCGUCCACGUUCCGAAGCAUCUCCGAACUUUCCUGGUGUCCAUCCCCGGUCCCAACCCCGCUCACUGGCCCGCUGCGCCCUCUUUGGCUCAGAGUUUGGGUGAACGGGGUGACCUGGUGGCCCUGCAACUGCCCCGCUCCUGGUUAAACCAUUUGUCCUUGAAGGGGGCAUUGGAGGGUAACAGCCCCAAGCACCUGAGCUUCAGCCGCUGCCCCGCGCUGUGGCCACAGGUGUUCCAGUCGCUGCUGAACGGGGGAGUCCGAGACGCCACUCAGCUGGUUAGCCUCAACCUCAGCGGGAUCAGCCACUGUCCGUACUCCGACUGCAGGGCUGUGGAGGAUCAGCUGGUCGUUGGCUCGGUGAGCCAGCUGGCCGUCGCCUGUUGCAACAUGAAGCACUUGAAUCUGAUGCACAACCAUUAUCACCAUGAACACUCACCUGGGCUUGGCACGGAAACACACCUGUGUGACAGCCUGGCCAAAUUCCGGCACCUGCGCUCCCUCACGCUGCCGGUCUGCACUCUGUCAGACGGCUUAAAUAGAAAUCAAGUUUCCGCUCGCAGUACGGCUCACUCCUCCUUGUUCCAGGGAUUGAAGAAAGCUCCUCGAGUCGGACUCCAAAACUACAAGCCCGACUCGGAAGCGCCUCCUCAGAGCGACGGCACGUCGGGACUGUCUUUGCUCGCGGCCGGCUGUCCUCAUUUGGAGACCCUGGAGGUCAUCGGCUCGGGGUUCGUCUCUGCCCUUCCUCGCCUCGAGCCCUGCUCUCGUGCCAGCAUGGAGCGCCGCGGCAUCUGUGCCUGGGAAAGAACCGUUGGUGACUCCCACUUAGCUGCACUCGGUGCUUUCCCGCGACUGCGGCGCUUGACUCUGGCCGGACUCCCCGGAGCCCUCAGGGGAACCGGGUUGAUCCAGCUAUCCCAGCAGUGCAGAGACCUGCGAGUGCUGUCGCUCGCCAAUCUAGGGUCACUGAAAACCAUGAACUACUCUGCUGCCUUGCUGGACGCCAUCAAGCAGUGUUCACAACUGCAGGAGCUCAGAUUAGAGCAGCCUUACCUGAACGCAAACGCGUCUUUCUUUGAGGCUCUGUCCUGCUGCUCCCGCCUGCAGCGCUUCUGCCUCAUCUCACGCAGCGGCACGUUUGACCCAUCAGCCACAGAUGCCUUCGUGGAGAAAUGCUCGGAGCUCAUCAUGUGCCACAUGUUCAUGGGCGGCACUUUGGUGGCCUGUCGAACGCUGCAGAAAACUCUCUUCGAAAGAUUUUCAGCCAAGCGCCCGGCUCUCAGCGUGGUCAUCUACCCGUUACAGCAUGAGGACCUGCCCUCAGUCAUCAGAGGCAUUCCUCUGACAUUACUAGAUCAGAUCACCUUAUUCCAGAGCCACGUUGCACAACCACCACGUUUAUCGCCACUGUGAUUCAGUGCGUUGCCGCUGCAACCAAAAUGCACAAGAAACAUUUUUAUCAUCAUAUGUCAUCAGGUUGCACAUUGCAAAUAAGAAUUUCAGGUUAAUAAUACAUCAACUACAUUGUUUACAUUUACACAAAUAUAAUUAUGGUGUUUAAAGAGAAAAUUUCCUUUAAAUACGAUAGUAUUUAUUUUCUGGAUGGUUUUAUUUGCCAUGUUGACCUCAACUCUGGCUUCUUUACUAAAAAUGAUUUCUGAAUUAACACAAUUUUGUUACCUAAAAAAAAGUAAGCAUAGUGGUUUCAAAAACAAAAGGGAAAUAAAUGGUUGUUCUGGAACUAGUUAUUUGCCUCUGAAGCUGAAUAUCAUGUGAUGAUUUAAUAAACAACUUAAUAUUUUUUAUAGUUAC